Messenger RNA from Gasterosteus aculeatus aculeatus (three-spined stickleback), 3431 nucleotides. RefSeq names its product netrin-4. Gene Ontology annotation, molecular function: protein binding. NCBI's taxonomy places the organism in Eukaryota, Metazoa, Chordata, Actinopteri, Perciformes, Gasterosteidae. Gene Ontology annotation, biological process: cell migration; tissue development; axon guidance. Gene Ontology annotation, cellular component: laminin trimer. The record is from RefSeq and is a predicted model, not a curated record.
CUCUCCCGUGCGUAAAAGCGCCUCCCUGGGAUUCGCAGCUCUCAGAUUGUCAGUGAAUUAAUUAGCAUUCGAAUGUAUCAACUAGCGUAGAAUAGGAUACCUCAUUUUUAUCGCAUUGGCAUUUUUGUCGCGCAAAAUGGAUGAAGUCAAACAUCCAUCCAAUUUAGAAACAUCUCGUGGUCAAAUAUGGAGCGUUCAUUCCUGGACUGACCAAUGAUCCAGCCGUCCGCCAGCACAGAAUCCACUUCUGUCAGAUAGAUGCACGAGCUGUUACUGGGAAUGUAUUGAACUUUAUGAAGGAGUUACCCCGCACAUUGUUCCAGGAAAGAUAUUAGGGAAAGACUCCUUGAACGCAUUGCGCAUUGCGUAAUUUCCCGCAAAAUGCGCUUCUGCUUUAGUCAGGCUGAACAUAAUGGGACCAAGACCCUCUGCUAGAAGAGACUCGUCGCACCAUGUGUGUUGUAAACACAGCAGAAACAAGGAUGAGAGUGCUUAAUGGGCUUGGGAGAGGUCGGCAUCAGAUGUUGGUGGCGUUGUGUUGGCUGUUCUUGGUUCUGACGAGGAGCGCAGCAGUCUCCAGAUGUGAAGGCCAUGCCUGCAGCCCACCAAUCAGGAACUUGGCUACUGGCAGGAUCCUCUUCACCCGCUCAAGCUGCUGCGGGAACAGCUCCUUGCACCACAGAACUUGUGUGAUCCCCGACCUCCUCUGCCCCGAGGACCCCCACCCAUCCGCCCACAUGACUGACGACCCUUUCUUGCAUCCGGAUACUUGGUGGGCAUCAGCUGCAGGCAUCGGCAUGCAGGGGGAGCAGGAUGAGAUCCGGUUGGAUCUGGAGACUCGGUUCUGUCUGUCCCACGUAGUUCUAGUGUUCAGGUCGCCUCGGCCCGCCGCCAUGGCCGUUGAGCGCUCAGCGGACUUUGGAAAGACCUGGGAAGCGCUCAAACUAUUUGCGCACAAUUGCAGCAUGGAGUUUGGCUUGCCUGAUGAUUUCACUCAGCCAGGCUCUUUGUGCACAUCCCGUUACACCAGCGCUGCACCCUGCAGCAGGGGGGAGGUUAUAUUACGCACACUCGACCCCAGCAGCGUUACAGGACUGAACCCGUACAGUCCAGAGACCCUCGCUCGCCUCACCCUCACCAAUCUCCGCAUCAGACUGCUAAAAGCUCAGACCUGUGCAGCACCUUUGAUUCCCCCUAAAGAGUUGACGAGCCCCACGGCCUCAGCUCUGACUUCAACAUCCACCAGAGGAAGCCCAGCUUCUGCACCGUAUGCUAUUUAUACUUUACUGGCCAGGGGGACCUGCCUAUGCCAUGGACAUGCCGAGCACUGCUCACCGCACAACAGCAGUCACGACAGAAGGGGAGGCAGUGACAUGGUGCCUGGCAGGUGCCUGUGUACUCACCACACAGCGGGGGACCACUGUGAGAGGUGUGCUCCGCUCUACAAUGAUCAUCCCUGGAGGCCGGCCAACAGCAGCAGCGGGGAGUCCAACCCGUGCCGGAAGUGCCAGUGUCACGGCCACGCAGACAGCUGCCACUUCUCUCGGCGGGCGUGGCUCUCCUCCGGUGGCACCAGUGGGGGAGUCUGUGAUGGCUGCAGACACAACACCGUCGGGCGCAGGUGCCAGCGGUGUCGCCACGGCUACCACCGCCACCCAGCGCUGCCCCUCAACUCCCCCCACGCAUGCACACGCUGCUGGUGUGAUCCACAGGGCUCUUUGCCAACUCAUCCGGGAGAGGAGGGGCCGUGGUGUCACCCUAGAAGCGGGCAGUGCCACUGCAAAUACGGCGUGGGCAGCACAAGCUGCGACCACUGCCUUCCUGGCUAUUGGGGUUUUGGAGAGGGGCGCUGUAAACCCUGUGCGUGUCCUCGCAACUGUGAUCCAACCACUGGACAGUGUCUGCACAGCAACUCAAAUGAUCAGAUGUUCGAUGUGCCCGUCGGCGGGAGGAUCCCCGAUCUGGACCCCAUGGUCACAAUAGAAGAAGAGGUACGGUGGUCGAAGGAGCUUGCGGUGUCUGCUAUGCAUUACACAGGGAAGUGCGACUGUAAGGAGAAGAAGCUGAGAAGUGUGUCGGACCUCUGCAAGAUCAAACAUGACUAUGCCAUCAAGGCCAUUGUGCUGUCUGCUCACGACAAAGGCAGCCACGCAGAAGUGCAGGUCAACGUUCGCAAGGUCCUUCAAUCAGGCAACUUGCCGCUCUACUUGGGCACCAUUGGUAUCUAUCCUCUGUCCUGGACCAGCCGCGGCUGUACCUGUCCAGUUCUAAACCCAGGUAUGGAGUACCUGCUGGCAGGCCCAGAGGAGGACGGGACCGGGCGUCUCCUGGUCACCAUGCAAAGUGCGGUGGUGCCAUGGACCCCCCGACUCGGUCUACUUGUAUCAGAGGGUCUGAGAAUCGGAUGUGCGUGAAUAAUAAUCCAAAGAAAGUAGAGAAGUCUCCGGAGAAUUUCAGAUGGAUAUUUCAGUUUGUGAAGAAUUCAGACAAUAUGCUGCAUCAUCAGGAGGAAGUUAUCACAGAGUCAAAGUCGGGAUGUAUCCAGCUCAGAGCAUUGAAGGAUGCAAACAGAGUGUGCAAGACAAAAUAAAAAGACAAACAAAUUCCUGGAUUUGGGUCCAAUAAAAAUCUUCAAUGUUGUAAAUUUUACAGUUUAUACAGAAAAUAUAGGAAGGACCAAACCUGAGCUUGAAUGUCUAGUUGAGUUGCAUUAUUUUUGGUUUAAAACUAUUAAAUAUAAACCAUUUUGAAAACAGUAAUAAUUCAGAUUCAAUGAAAGGAAACGAUACAUAAGUAAGAUACAGGCAAUACAAUCAAGUUAAGGCUGUAAAAUAUAUUGGUGUGGUUCUGUGUUACUGUUCAACUUGUAAAUCUUAUUGGCAAAUUCAGUGAGAAAAACUUUCCAUAAAAUUCCAACUCGCGUUGUGUGAAGGAGAAAAUUACUGAAAAUAUUCACUUUAGAACAAAAAGGGAGAAAGUAAUUUUAAAUGGUUUGAUCACAAUUUUAAUCUGGACAUGUCUGAGAAAUAUCCAUCAAUUCUUUUAAGGCCUGAAUGUCAGUGAAUAGUGACCACAGCAUCCAAAUGGAGACAGAAUUAAAACAUUAACGCAGUGACAGUUGAAUUUGCCAAAAGACGCUUUGGUCGAGACCAGAUAACGAACUCUCCGUCAAUAUGUUCAUAAGAUGGUUCUACAAGAUGUCAAGAAAGAUAAAAAUGUCUGACCAAUUACCUGCUUUUUGGUCUCGAAUGAUGGAAAGUAAAUGGAUUAUCUGUUAAAUCAUAGUAAGAGGUCGAGGUGAUUUCUUAGGAAAAGCUGAACAUUGCUCAAAUAAAACAAAUCCAGCUAUUACUGUCGAGAUCUCAGUCAAACAACACAUAUAGUGAACGCCAACAAACAAAGCUAUUCUGAUUAAAAAGCCAUAAAUUCAA